CACUGUGUUUGUGUAGUUUAAAAAGAACAAUCCUUCCAAUAUUUUGUUGUCUCCUUUUUUUGGCGGAUUAAGUGUAAGUGAAGAAUAACCACUCCAACAGAUGGCUGCCCUACUCAACUUUUUCAAACAAGCUUGGACCUCCAUUGUUAAAGUAUUUACAGGGUGUUCUAGUAAGAGUGAUGAGGCUCCAACAACGACAACCUUGGAUAUUAGCACUGCUGUUGAUAGUGAAACGACCACGAUAACCACCCUUGAUACUGAACUAAUUAGCAGCGGUGGUGGUGGCAAAACACACGCAGACCUCCUUGGUGCCGAGCUAAACACUAGUAGCGGAACGGGUGAGAAGGACAUACUUGCUACAAGUAUGAUCAGCAGCGGUGGUGGUGGCCAUACACAUGACACAACUCUUUGAGCAAAUUGGGAGCUCGAGACUUAUGUUACCAUUUAUAGUAAAAGAUUGUGGAAAAUAUUAGGGUAAAGUACUGAUUGAACCUUCAACCAGUGUAUCCUUUUAUGUAUUUGUGCGUGUGUAUGUUUCUAUUUGCCCAUAUUAAUUGUUUUAUAAUGAAUGCAUCAAUUAUUGUCUAAA
Lactuca sativa (garden lettuce) is the source of this 589-nucleotide messenger RNA. NCBI's taxonomy places the organism in Eukaryota, Viridiplantae, Streptophyta, Magnoliopsida, Asterales, Asteraceae. The record is from RefSeq and is a predicted model, not a curated record.